AGGAGACUAUCGCGAAUACCCACAAGGAUUCUAACUACAUGAACCAAAGAAGAGAAAGCGGGCAUCAAGGACUUUGAGCACGCCCCACGCAGAAAUUUACAGCACUACUUCCCGCUCGGGGUUACCAUGACCGAGCACGACGUGGUGCAACAUUUGGAUAUAAAAUGCAGCGAGAAGAUGCCUUCAAGUCAUUAUCAAGCGACCGGUCUGGUAGUGGAUUAACAAAAUGGCAUUCCUCUCCCUCUUCCUUGUUGGCGCUUCGCUGGUUAGCGCUCAACAGUGGAAUCAUUCGCUUUACACCUCAAGUCCACCGGUCUACCCGUCUCCAAACGCAACGGGUGCAGGUGAUUGGGAUGCUGCCUUUGCUCAGGCAAAGUCUUUUGUUAGUAUGCUAACGCUUGAAGAGAAGGCUGGUAUGGUAACGGGAACUACUGGGCCUUGCGUUGGUAACAUUGCACCAAUUGAUCGCUUGGGUUUCAAUGGUCUCUGUUUGAACGAUGGACCUGCUGGACUACGAGAGAUCACGUAUGGCAGUGUUUUCCCCGCCGGAUUAACAGCAGCCGCAUCAUGGGAUAGAAAUCUCAUUCGCAGUAGAGGUCAAGAUAUGGGCGAGGAGUUUAGAGGCAAGGGCUCGCACAUUGCUCUUGGUCCUGUUUGUGGACCUUUAGGGCGUUCUCCAUUCUCUGGUCGAAACUGGGAAGGAUUCAGUCCCGAUCCUUACUUGACAGGUGUUGCAGUUGAAGAAACUAUAUUAGGAAUCCAGUCCGCUGGUGUUCAAGCUACUGUUAAACAUUUUAUCGGCAAUGAGCAGGAAACCCAACGGAAUCCGAGCAUAGUGGAUGGGGUCAUGAUCGAUGCCGUCUCAUCCAAUAUUGAUGAUAAGACCAUGCAUGAAUUAUAUCUCUGGCCCUUUGCCAAUGCGGUUCAUUCAGGUGUCUCGAGCGUAAUGUGUUCAUACAAUCGACUUAACGAGUCGUACAGCUGCCAGAACUCUAAAGUUUUGAACGGCUUGCUCAAGGACGAGCUCGAUUUUCAGGGUUACGUCAUGUCUGACUGGUCAGCGACACACACCGGCUUGGCAGCUAUAGAAGCAGGACUGGACAUGAACAUCCCAGGCGGCAUUUCCUUUCUUUCUCCAGAGCCUAGCUUUUUUGGUGGUAACAUCACGAUUGCAGUGAAGAACGGAUCCUUACCUGAAUCACGUCUCGAUGACAUGAUCUUACGCGUUAUGACGCCGUAUUACUAUCUCAAGCAGGACCAGGGAUUUCCACUUAUCGAUCCCUCCAUUGUGCCGCUAAAUUUCUUCGCUGAAUCGACGUGGGUUGCAAAUUUUAAUCUGAACGGUACUUCGAAUCGGGAUGUUCGAGGCAACCAUGGGCAACUCAUUCGAGAACUUGGUGCGGCUGGAACUGUCCUGCUCAAGAACACAAACAACACAUUACCUCUGAAAGCACCAAAGAACAUCGGCGUCUUUGGAAAUGAUGCAGGAGAUCUGACUCAAGGUCUGUACUCGCUGACGCUCAGCAGCCUCGGUAACGAUCCUUACGGGUAUGAAUUCGGAACACUUGACAUCGGAGGUGGUUCUGGAACUGGUCGUCACUCGUUCAUUGUCUCUCCCUUGGAGGCUAUCAAGGCGAGAGCCGCUCAAGACGGUGCGAUUGUACAGUAUAUUCUGGACAACUCGUACUUGCAGUCGGUUACUAGCCUAGAGUAUAUUACGCCCAUACCGGACGUCUGCAUUGUGUUUACCAAGACCUGGGCCUCUGAAGGCGAAGACCGGAUAGACUUAUCGCUAAAUUGGAACGCUUCGACAGUUGUCGCGAAUGUUGCAGCAGUAUGUCCCAACACGGUCGUUGUUACACAUUCCUCAGGUCCGAAUGAUCUGCCAUUUGCGUCCAAUCCUAAUGUUACGGCCAUUCUGGCGGCACAUUAUCCUGGCGAAGAAACCGGAAACAGCAUUGUAGACAUUCUCUGGGGAGACGUUAAUCCUAGCGGCAAGCUUCCAUAUACGAUUGCUUUGAACUCUUCUGACUACAACACGGACAUCACGAACUCUACGGAGUUGGUAACUUCGACGGACCCGAAUGCAUGGCAAUCCGAUUUCACAGAGGGCGUCUUCAUUGACUAUCGCUAUUUCGACAAGGCCAACAAGUCGGUGCUAUAUGAGUUUGGCUUUGGUCUCUCAUACACUUCUUUCGGACUCUCGAGCUUGCAGGUUCAAUCAAGCAGCGGCUCCUUGCCUUCACGUCCAAACGUAUCAGCGGGUAAACAGCCUGGCGGUAACCCUGAAUUAUGGCAAAUCAUUGCCAAUGUAACGGUUACAGUAACAAACACCGGUCAGGUUGCUGGUGCCGCAGUCCCACAGCUGUACGUUAGUUUGCCGGGAGAAGAUGAACCAGUCAAGGUUCUGAGGGGCUUCGACAAGAUUAUGUUGCAACCAGGUGAAAGCCAACCGGUGAAUUUUCCACUGAUGAGGAGGGACUUGUCAUCUUGGGAUGUGGAUGUUCAAGAUUGGGUUCUGGCAAGUGGUAAUGUUGGGUUGUUGGUAGGCUUUUCGAGCCGCGAUAUCGUGUUGACUGGAUCUCUCACUUUGUGACGGUUAAAUGCAAAUCCAUCACAUUGAUGCUAUCUAGAGCAUGCUUGGGGGAAAUCUACUAUGUAAUAAUGAUUCUACUUAUUUGAGACAAAC
Messenger RNA from Verruconis gallopava, 2689 nucleotides. RefSeq lists its product as uncharacterized. The transcript has 4 exons. The record is from RefSeq and is a predicted model, not a curated record. Bases 227 to 2596 code for a protein of 789 amino acids. Gene Ontology annotation, molecular function: beta-glucosidase activity. NCBI's taxonomy places the organism in Eukaryota, Fungi, Ascomycota, Dothideomycetes, Venturiales, Sympoventuriaceae. Gene Ontology annotation, biological process: glucan catabolic process.